This is a messenger RNA of Eucalyptus grandis, 1912 nucleotides long. RefSeq lists its product as uncharacterized. The record is from RefSeq and is a predicted model, not a curated record. Bases 332 to 1444 code for a protein of 370 amino acids. Lineage: Eukaryota; Viridiplantae; Streptophyta; Magnoliopsida; Myrtales; Myrtaceae. The transcript has 2 exons.
CUUUAAUUUUUCUUUUUAGUCUAUCUUACUCUAACUCUCAACUCAUUUUCAAGUUUUUGCUUUGCCUCUUUGCAAAGCGUGGGAAUCGAAUCCCACCCUUGAAACUAAACGUCCCCACCCCCAACCUCUUGAAAAGGCGGGGAAUUGAACUCCCCACCUCUCCCUUCCCAUGUGAGAAGGGUCGCUACUAGGGCAACCUCUAGUAGUUCCCUUUAAUUCAUCGAAACACCCCUUUUUAGGUGCCUAUUUUGAAAAAUUAUCUAACAGUCUACAUCUAUGACAGCAACUUCUUGCCAAAACUCGUCGUGAAGUUCUUCUACCUGGAGGAGAGAUGCCAAGAUGGUUGCUCCCUGACAAAGAGGGUUACAUAUAUUUCACGGCUUCAAAAGACUUGUAUAAGAAGUUUCUAGGAUUAGCUUUCGGUGUUGUAUUCCAAGCAAAAGAUGGAGAACGGCCAGUUGAAUUUUGUCUGGAAUCAUCUGUUAAUGGCUCAAUGGCUAAAGAAAUCAUAAGCACUUUCAGAUCAUCAGAUUUGGAAAAUGUGUGGCUUGACUAUCGUGAAAGACAGCAGUUGUGGCCCGACUAUCGCACAACAUAUGACUGGAGUCAUUUCCAGUUUAGCAUUAGAGUAUUAAGUGGUGGAAAUGUGAAAAAGUGUGGAUUUAGGCUAAUAUGCAAGCCACUAGAUUAUGAUUUGGAGGUUUUGCUUCAAGAUGAUCAGUCAGUGGAUCCAGCUUUACUCUAUGAGAUUUGGCAUGAAAAUGAUCAAGCAAACACAGAGGAAGAAAGUUCAAGCGAAUUAGAAUAUUUACUGGAUCAUAAAACUGGCUCAGAAGAAUAUAGUACAAGUAAUUUAGUCCGCGAAGGGUCGAACAUGGCUGAUGUCUCACUUCAGAGGUGUCGUUAUUCCCGAAUUUCUCCCGAGUAUCGAAUUGUUCGCUCUGGAGGAGAGAUGCCAAAGGAGUUUGUCCUUGUUGAAGACGGAACCAUAUCUUUCAGGGCUUCACAGGACCUAUAUGACAAGUUAUUUGAAUUGGAUCUUUGUGUUGCUAUCAGUGUAGGAGAAGGAAAAAAGGAAAUAUCUUUCGACAUUGUGCCACAUGUUAAUGGACAAAGGCGGAAUGUGCUAUCAGGAACUCUUGGUUCUUUUGAUUCAGAUCAAGUGUGGAUUCAGUUUUUCAAACCUAAUUGGCUGUGGGGAGUUUUGGAGGGAGGAGUUGAUUUUGGUCAAUUUGAAGAGAGUUAUUUAAGAUUUAGCCUUAGACUUAGAGUUUUGGGUGGAACUCUGAUGAAGUUGGGAUAUUUCAUAAGAUGCAGACGACUAGAAGAUGAUUUGAAGGUUGUGCUUGAAGACAAUCAAUUGGUAGAUCCAGCUGCACUCCGUGAGGAUGUUGAUGAUGAGUGGGGAAGUUUUUCAGGUCCAUACAUCCCAUAUGUGAUAUAGUAUAGAGGAACUGGAAGCCAGUGAAACAGAUUAAAUGGGAAGGGGCGAGUGGAAUACUUGUUGGCUUGCAGAUCUUCAGGAAGCAAUCAUCAAGGCAGGGAAACAAAUUAGGGGUCGAGGUUGUUGCACAUCCAUUGAGAAUACACAGGAAGGCAUGAUUAAACUGAAAAGAUGCAUGGCGAAGAUGAUCUUCUUCCGCAGCAAAGGCAUGAUAACCAUCAUUGGAGCAACUUGGAAUGCAAUUUGCACCAAUUUUUAUGUCUGUCUAGUCCUGUUGGAUAGUUUAUCACCACUUGUGAGUCCAUCGAGAGAAAUCGGUGUAAAUGAACAUUUGAACUCAAAGUGACGUUCCAUAAUGUUUUUUUUAGGAUAUUUGUUAAGUUCAACUAAGGCGGAUGCUUCUUUUGUUCAUGAGACUUGCAAUCAAAGUUUCUUGGGAUAUCUCAAUCACAAGACACUCUUACUUCA